AUGGCGGCGGCGGAACAGGCCGAGGGCGCCUUCACCUGCGUCUCGUCCAAGCGCAGCCGGCAAAAGCGGAGAGCGGCCGUCAGCAUGGACACGGCGGAGCCGCGGCCCAGCAAGAGGCCCAGCUUCCCGCCUGUGGCCGCCGAGGCGCUCGGGACAGGGAAGAGCGAGAUUCGGAAGGUUCCGGUGCCGGCCAACAGGUACACCCCCCUGAAGGAAAACUGGAUGAAGAUCUUCACCCCCAUCGUGGAGCACUUGCAGCUUCAGAUCAGAUUCAACUUGAAAACACGGAACGUUGAAAUCAGGACUUGUCAAGAGACCAAGGACCUCAGCGCACUGACAAAAGCAGCUGAUUUUGUGAAAGCCUUUAUACUUGGGUUUCAAGUGGAGGACGCUCUUGCUCUCAUCAGAUUAGAUGACCUUUUUCUAGAAUCAUUUGAAGUCACAGAUGUCAAGCCUCUGAAAGGAGAUCAUCUGUCAAGAGCCAUUGGGAGAAUAGCAGGGAAAGGUGGGAAAACAAAAUUCACUAUAGAAAACGUGACCAGGACACGAAUCGUUCUUGCUGACGCGAAAAUUCACAUUUUGGGUUCUUUCCAGAACAUUAAAAUGGCACGAACAGCAAUUUGCAAUCUAAUUCUAGGAAGUCCUCCAUCCAAAGUGUAUGGCAAUAUCCGGGCAGUGGCCAGCAGAGCAGCUGAAAGGUUUUGAGAGCAGUAUAGCUGCACCACCAAGGGCUGGAAGUCAUGGUUCCUGUGUGCCCAAGAAGCAUGGAACUACACAAGCACUCACUCUUCUGCUUGAUUUGGAAGCCCAGAGGAGAACUGGGACUGUUUGUACAGUCUGAUUUGAACAC
This is a messenger RNA of Indicator indicator, 850 nucleotides long. It is a transcript of the gene PNO1, whose product is annotated as partner of NOB1 homolog. Gene Ontology annotation, cellular component: nucleolus. The transcript has 7 exons. Gene Ontology annotation, molecular function: RNA binding. NCBI's taxonomy places the organism in Eukaryota, Metazoa, Chordata, Aves, Piciformes, Indicatoridae. Bases 1 to 705 code for a protein of 234 amino acids. The record is from RefSeq and is a predicted model, not a curated record.